Molecule: messenger RNA, 1066 nt
Organism: Babjeviella inositovora NRRL Y-12698
Lineage: Eukaryota; Fungi; Ascomycota; Pichiomycetes; Serinales
Exons: 1
Biological process (GO): transmembrane transport
Molecular function (GO): oligopeptide transmembrane transporter activity
Source: RefSeq, a predicted model, not a curated record
AUGUUAUCCGAAGAAGUUGUCUCCUUUAAAGGUGAAAAGGGUGAAUACUUAGAGGAAUGGGAGUUGGAGGCUAGAUUGGAAGCCGCGUUGAUCGCCUUCCACUCUCCUUACCCAGAGGUGAGAUCUGUUACGGAUCCUUAUGACGAUCCAACUAUUCCCGUGGAAACAUUCAGAGCGUACUUGUUUAUCUUUGUUUGGACGAUGCUUACAACUGGUAUCUAUGAAUUCUUUCGCCACAGACAGUCGGCAAUUUCCCUUCCAACCAACGUUGUCCAGAUGUUGAUGUAUCCACUUGGGACGCUCAUUGCUUAUUUAUUGCCAGAUUGGGGAUUCACCAUUAAGGGUCAACGCUAUACCAUUAAUCCUGGUCCAUACACCUACAAAGAACAGAUGUUUGCUACUAUCUGCAUUUCUGCUGCCGGCGGUGCUUACGCUUCCUACAGCUUUUUUUCUCUAAAGUUGAAUUUGUUUUACGAUUUUGAGUGGGUUAGUUUUGGAUAUCAGGUUUUGUUGAUUUUGAGUACUCAAUUCAUGGGAUUUGGGUUUGCCGGUAUCUUCCGUAAGAUUUGUGUUUACCCUGUUCGUGCCAUGUGGCCAACCUUGUUGCCAACCUUGGCAUUGAACAGAGCAUUGAUGAAGGAUGAGAAGCGCGAGGUUAUCAAUGGCUGGAAAAUUUCUCGCUUCAACUUUUUCUAUAUUGCCUUUGGCGGGGUGUUCUUGUAUUUCUGGUUGCCUAACUAUCUCUUCUCGGCGUUGGCCACCUUCAACUGGAUUACCUGGAUUGCUCCAAACAACUUCAACUUAGCUGCCAUCACGGGUACCUUUUACGGCAUGGGUAUCAACCCUAUCGCUACUUUCGAUUGGAAUUAUAUAGAUGGUAUGUCUCUCCUUGUCGUUCCAUGGUACUCCAAUGUUAACCAGUAUAUUGGUAUGGUUAUUGCAACCUUACUCGUCAUCGCAAUAUACUGGUCAAAUCAUCUCUGGUCUGGAUACCUCCCAAUUAAUACCAAUACGUUGUACACCAAUACGGGGGAGCCAUUUAGGGUCACUGAGAUCUUAACAAAUG